AGUUCCCAGGCUUUCUUUCUUCUCGCGGUUUUUCGAAAAAAAAAUCAUAAUUUAUAAACACGAAACAUCGAAAACAUGGCUGAUCCGUUGUCUUUGUUGCGACAAUAUAAUGUUCAACGAAAGGAGAUAUUGGAGAAGGAUGAUUACAUUAGCUUUGACGAAUUUGCAUUCCCAAAGACUGCAAAAACCAACUAUAUUAUAUACAGGACUCAACCAAAGGAGUACUAUACAUUAGAGUCAAUGCUGUUCUUGUUAAAAAAUGUGCAUUUAUCUCAUGCAAUCUAUGUCCAACGUGCUGCAGCCUCAAAAAUUCCAGUUGUCAGAUUGCCUGAUAAGAAGGCUCUCCUCAGCUACUUGAAUGGAGAGACAGAAAUAUCAUCAAGUAUUGAUAAAAGUGUUCCACUUGAGCUCCCAACACAAAGACCUUCAGCAAGAUAUCAAAAUUUAAAAAGACCUGGGGAAGAUGGGGCAGCUGGAGAAUUCAAGAGACCUAAAGUCGAGGAGGAACAAGUGAGACGUGACAAGGAAAGGCUGGAAGCUCGUCUUGAAGGUCACAAAGAGGGAACAGUAACAACUGAACAAAUUCGCUCCUUGAGUGACACAAUGUCAGCAGAAAAGAUAGCAGCCAUCAAGGCAAAACGUUUAGCAAAGAAGAGAACAACAAUUAAAGUUGAUGAUGAACUUGAUGCUGGACUUCUUGAAAGACGUGUGUUUGUUGAUGCUGAAGUGGAUGUAACAAGAGACAUUGUUAGCCGUGAGAGACUGCUUCGUACAAGAGCAAGUGUCCUCCAAAGUACUGGAAAACAUUUUCUAAAGAACAUCCUGGCAAUCCUACAGUCAGUGAAAGCACAUGAAGAUGGCUCGGCUGCAAAACAACCCCAAAAACCUGCUCCUGUUGCAGAGGUUCCCAAGAAGAAAGCUGUUAUGCCAGUUUCAUAUAACAGAUAUGAUCAGGAACGAUUCAAUAGAAAAGAAGAAACGGAGGGAUUCAACAUUGACACCAUGGGAACAUAUCAUGGCUUGAGUUUGGAUCGUGUAAAGGAAGGUGUCCAUAAAACAGAGCAAAAGCGAUCAUCGCAUUCCAUGCAACAAAGAUCAACAAAAUCUCAUUCUUCAGUUCAACAGAAGCCAGCUCCACAAAUGCCACAGAAAAGAGAAUCUCGAACUCCGAUCAUUAUUGUGCCUGCCGGGACUACAUCGUUAAUCACGUUGUAUAACUGCAAAGAUUUACUUCAAGAUUUCAGGUUUAUAACAGCGGACGAAAAGAAACAAAAUGGAACUCGAAAAGAGAAUGAGGUUUUAAUACAGCGUCGCAAGGAAGCAACAGUUCACGGGGCACCAGGAACUGUUACUGUGCCAUACAGAGUGAUUGAUAGUACACAGAGACUACAGCCCAAUGACUGGAACCGUGUCGUGGCUGUAUUUGUUCAAGGACCAACGUGGCAAUUUAAGGGAUGGCCUUGGCUUGCCAGCGAUGGUUCGCCUGUAAAUAUUUUUACAAAAGUAAAAGCAUUUUACCUCAAAUUCGAUGAGAUGGAAACGGAUGCUAAUGUGAAAAAGUGGGAUGUACAAGUUCUAACCAUAAGCCGCAGUAAACGCCAUCUUGAUCGUGCUUCAAUGUUGAAAUUUUGGGAAGCUCUGGAUAAGUUCAUCAUCAAGACCAAGCCACAAUUAAGACAUUGAACUCGGGAUAUCGACCACGAGAACGAAACAAAUCCUAAUUGUGAUAGAAACACUAAAUGAAGUCGUGUGUGGGAGGCCGUCUGUAUUUGACCUUCUUUCCUGAUAAUAAUAAAUAGUCCUGGACUUAGCGAAAGACAAUUAUUCUAUGCAAAAAUAAUAGUUUUAAGUGCAAUGAAUGAAAGCUACUGACAGCAUACUUAGGCAAUUUUUUUAUCUUAUUUAAGCAAUUAACACUGAAAACUAUAACUUCACCGUUCAAGGUGUAUCAAAGCUUAGCUAACUGUGAUCAAAGCAUUGAUCUAGGAUUAGAUUUAUACAUACGACCAAUUCGACGUGUGUAAAUUAGUAAAUGGAAUCAUUUAACAGAUAUUGUAAACAUUUAGUUAUUAAAUGUCAUGAAAAUAAA
Dendronephthya gigantea is the source of this 2089-nucleotide messenger RNA. Its product is annotated as parafibromin-like. Gene Ontology annotation, cellular component: Cdc73/Paf1 complex. The record is from RefSeq and is a predicted model, not a curated record. The coding region runs from base 76 to 1683 and encodes 535 amino acids. The transcript is spliced from 21 exons. Gene Ontology annotation, molecular function: RNA polymerase II complex binding. Gene Ontology annotation, biological process: transcription elongation by RNA polymerase II; positive regulation of transcription elongation by RNA polymerase II. NCBI's taxonomy places the organism in Eukaryota, Metazoa, Cnidaria, Anthozoa, Malacalcyonacea, Nephtheidae.